This is a messenger RNA of Adineta ricciae, 4038 nucleotides long. Lineage: Eukaryota; Metazoa; Rotifera; Eurotatoria; Adinetida; Adinetidae. The record is from the annotation of a GenBank genome assembly.
AUGACAUCAAAACCGAAUCCGAGUCCAUACUAUCGAGCUAGUGCAUGGUCGAGAUUCUUUCAUAGUUGGGUGCUAUUGUUAUUAAAAACGAGGCGUGAUCAGAAAACAUUGCAUCUGCCCGAUCUAUACGACCUCCUUCCACAUCUGGAAUCAACGAAAUUAACUGAACGGUUGGAGGCAAAUUGGCUCGAUGAAGUCAAACAAACAAAUCGACAGCCAUGUCUAUUUCGUGCCACUCUACGAACGCUGGGAUGGACGCCAUUUUUAGUUGGUUUGUUACUCAUACCGAACGAUAUUGCUAAAUUUGCUCAACCUAUUCUUCUAACAUACUUAAUGAGUUUUUUCGAAUCAUGCUCAACAAUGCCUGCAUGGCAUGCAUGGUUGUAUAUUCUGGGAAUAGGUCUUGCGUCAUUAACAUCGAAUAUAUUUUAUAAUCAGUAUUUCUACCGAAUAGCUACGUGUGGCUUGCAGAUGCGUAUCGCAUAUAGUGGUUUAAUCUACCGAAAAAUUCUUCGAUUAUCCAGCCAGUCGAUGAACGGCCUAAGUUCAGGUCAAAUAACCAAUUUAGUAUCGAAUGAUGCGAGUCAGAUUGAAUUAUUCUUCCAGUUCGUCCACUAUAUUUGGGCUGCGCCGUUAGAAAUGAUUUUUGUUCUCGGCUUCUUUUGGAGUUAUGUUAAGUACAUUACAUUUAUAGCAGCUGGAUAUACUUUAACACUUCUACUUGUUCAAGUUUCUUUCGGUCGUUUAUUUGUUUAUCUUCGAACGAGAAUUUUACAAGUCACUGAUGAACGAGUGAAAAUCAUGUCUGAAAUUAUCAAAUCAAUGCGCAUUGUUAAAAUGUACUGUUGGGAGUCAGCAUUUAUAAAUGUUAUUCAAUCUAUAAGGAGACGAGAAGUUAUACAAUGUGCGUUUCGACUAUUACUUGAUUGUAUUCAAACAUUAUUAUCCCACACUUACAUAAGCAUUACAUUCUUAAUGAUGUACGGAACCAUGUGGUCCUUAGGAUUUCAAAUCAAUACAAGAUUCUUCGCGGUCGCCUGUUGUAUGCUUGGUUAUAUGCGUCUGUCUGUGGUGGAUUUUUUUAGCUAUGCAAUUCGCAAUCUUGUCUAUUAUCUGGCUGCGAAAAAGCGUAUCGAAAACUUUCUUCUUCUGGAUGAGUCUGAGCGUGAUAAUCGUUUAUUAUCGACGUCUACAGUUGAUCUUCCCACAACUGAGCAGAAUUCUAUGGAUACUCAACUAACGAGACGUAAAUCAUUGAGUAUCGUUUGCGAGUUGAACAAUGCAAGCUGGGAACGGAACGGAAAUUUUGAAUUGAAAAAUAUCGUCUUUCACGCACGUCCAGGUGAUCUGAUCUGUAUUAUUGGGCCUGUUGGAUCGGGCAAAAGUUCUCUUCUCCAAGCUUUAACUGGUGAAAUACCAUGUUUCGAUGGUAAAGUUAGAUUAUACGGUUCUUUUUGUUACGUCCCGCAAGAACCAUGGAUUUUCUCAUCAUCGAUUAAAGAAAAUAUUCUCUUUGGCAAAAGCUUCAAUCAUAAACUAUUUCAACGUGUGGUUAACGCUACUGCACUCGAUAUAGAUUUUCGAAAUCUAGCACAUGGUGCACAUACCCUUGUUGGUGAUCAAGGUGUCAUGUUAUCAGGAGGUCAAAAGGCAAGAGUCAAUAUGGCGAGAGCGUUGUAUCGUGAUGCAGAUAUUUAUCUGCUGGAUGAUCCAUUAUCUGCAGUCGAUGCUAGAGUAUCAAAACAUCUUUUUGACAAAUCAGUCAAGAGCUAUUUACGUAAAAAAAUCUGCAUCUUGGUCACGCAUCAAAUUCAGUUCCUACAAGAUGCAACAAAAAUUAUUGUACUGGACAAUGGUGAAAUGGUACAAAUGGGUACAUAUACGGAGUUACUAUCUUCUUCGGCAUCGUUUGCUCGACUACUGGAAGAUAUUAAUCAACAUCGACAGGAAAAAGAAAAACCAGAAGUAGGGGAAACGGUUCCGCUGAUAGCCCAAUUGUCAAAAAUGAACUCUGUGAAUUCGGAGAAAGCGGAAGACGAUGCAGAAGAUCUGUUAUCGAAACCGACUAAUGUUGAAAUCAAGCAAGAAGGAAUAGUCAAAUGGAGUGUAUAUGCUUCAUAUCUCCGAGCUGGAAUCGGUUUAGUGAUUGGUCUGCUUGUUAUUAUGACGAUGAUUUCCUUGCAACAAGCUGCAGCACUGUAUUCGAGUUGGUGGUUGGCGCGAUGGAGUGAUGCUGAAACUCAAAGACAUCUUGUUUUCAGUAAUUGUUCAACGUUUAUUGCCGAGAAAACCAAAACAAUUCGUGGCAUGGAUAACAAGCAAUGGAAUGAUUAUCGUAACGACCGAUUCUACACAUAUUGCGGCAUUGUAAUUGUUCUCGUUUCUAUCACCAUGGUACGAGUAACCAUUAUCGAAUUUAUCUGCUUGAACGCUGGCCGAGUGUUGCAUAAUAAAAUGUUUCGUCGAUUGAUCAGAAGUCCAAUUUACUUUUUUGACAUGAAUCCUGUUGGCCGUAUUUUGAAUCGAUUCACAAAAGAUGUAGCAAUCAUGGAUGAUAAUCUUCCAUUAACUAUGUUCGAUUUUCUUCAAUGCUUAUUUCAAGCUCUGGGCUUUGUCGUCCUCAUUGGUAUACUGAAUCCCUGGGCGUUCAUACCAGCCCUGUUUGCUGGCGCUGGCAUGUUAUUUAUAAGAUAUCACUUUGCUCGAUGCUUGCGAGAUCUGAAACGAAUCGAAGGUGUGACACGAAGUCCUAUCUACUCGCAACUAUCGUCGACAAUAUACGGUGUCAAAGUGAUACGAUCCUAUCAUGCGGAAAAGAUCGCUCAUAAUGAGUUCUAUCGUCAUCUGGAUGAUAAUACCCGUGUCAAUUAUUUGUUACUCACUAUGAACAGAUGGGUUGCUAUAAGAUUUGACUGGAUUGCUUUCGCCUUCAUUUCUAUUGUCACAAUACUAGCUAUGGUCGUUCGUCUAACACAACAAGCAUUUUCUGCUGCAGAUAUUGCUCUCACACUUUCAUUUGGUCUUAAUUUGAUGGGUCUCGUUCAAUGGACUAUUAGACAAUCAGUUGAAGUUGAAACACAAAUGACUGCUGUCGAACGAGUACUCGAGUAUUGUGCACUCGAACAAGAACCACCUGCUCAACUUCCACCACAUCUCCCCUCACCUCCAUCCAACUGGCCCACACAUGGUCUCAUCAUCUUCGAUAAUGUCUCCAUGUCACAUUCCGCAAACUCAUACACAUCACUUGCACUCAAUCGCAUCUCCUUGUCGAUCAAUCCUGCAGAAAAGAUUGGCAUUGUUGGACGAACAGGAGCGGGCAAGAGUUCGUUAAUCCAGACCCUUUUUCGCAUGGGCAUCAUUGUUCAUGGUCGCAUCAUCAUCGACGAUAUUGACAUCGAAACAGUUGGACUCGACGAUGUUCGACGUCGAAUCUCGAUCAUUCCACAAGAUCCGGUGCUGUUCACUGGAACAAUGCGAAGCAAUCUCGAUCAGUUCGGUGACUAUUCUGAUUCGGAGAUCUGGUAUGCACUCGAACAGGUACAACUGAAGAAAGUGGUAAAUGAUGUGAUGACGAAUGGUUUGCAGUCGUUGGUGAGUGAAAGUGGAUCGAAUCUGAGUGUUGGUCAAAAGCAGUUGGUGUGUCUUGCGAGAGCGAUCUUGAAGAAGAGCAAGAUCUUGGUGAUUGAUGAAGCAACUGCGAAUGUGGACAACGCGACGGAUGAAUUGAUCCAGCGGUCGAUUCGUGAACAGUUUCGAGAAUGUACAGUAUUAACAGUUGCUCAUCGUCUUCGAACAGUGAUUGACAGUGAUCGAAUAUUGGUACUUGGAAACGGUGAAGUAUUAGAGUUCGAUGCGCCACAUGUGCUAUUAUCAAACAAAGAAUCUCAGUUUACUUCACUUGUUGAACAGACGGGCGCAGCAGAGGCUGAUCAUCUUCGAUCGUUGGCAAGUAUUGCUGCACUGAAAUCAAAGAUCAUAGUUGACAACCAUGAUGAAGUGCAACCAGAUGAUUCUGAACGUGAUCCACUAAUCAAAUAG